AACGCCGGACGAGGCGGAAGAGGAAGUGCGCUUGGCUGGGCGCAUGCGCACUAGGUCUCAGGGGGUGGCAGACGCAUUCACCUUCCUCCUGCGGCGGUGAAGGAAGCGAAGGAGCUCAGCUGCUUCCGGAGGCGCCCCGGCUCGGCCCUGCGUCCCAGAUAGUUGAACAAUCAAAAUGGAUUUCUCACAGCUUCCUAAAAUCCGCGAUGAAGAUAGAGAGAAUGCCUUUGGCUAUGUCUUUGGAGUCUCAGGACCUGUUGUCACAGCCUGUAACAUGUCAGGUGCAGCUAUGUAUGAGUUGGUUCGUGUUGGUCACUGUGAACUUGUAGGAGAAAUUAUCCGAUUAGAGGGUGACAUGGCAACUAUCCAGGUGUAUGAAGAAACCUCUGGUGUUUCUGUAGGAGACCCUGUACUCCGCACAGGCAAACCACUUUCUGUUGAGCUUGGCCCUGGUAUAAUGGGAGCCAUUUUUGAUGGAAUCCAAAGGCCUCUGACAGAUAUCAGCACCCAGACUCAAAGUAUUUACAUCCCAAGAGGAGUAAAUGUGACAGCUCUCAGCAGAGAUCUCAAAUGGGAUUUCUCACCUGUCAAAAACCUGCGGGUUGGCAGUCACAUCACAGGUGGAGAUAUUUAUGGCAUCGUGAAUGAGAACUCGCUUAUCAAACACAAGAUCAUGUUGCCCCCACGAAACAGGGGUACUGUAACAUAUAUUGCUCCACCUGGGAACUAUGAUGCAUCUGAUGUUGUGUUGGAGCUGGAAUUUGAAGGAGUGAAGGAGAAAUUCACUAUGGUCCAGGUCUGGCCUGUUCGUGAAGUACGUCCUGUCUCUGAAAAGCUACCUGCCAAUCAUCCCCUUUUAACUGGUCAGCGAGUCCUUGAUGCACUCUUUCCGUGUGUUCAAGGAGGUACAACGGCAAUCCCUGGGGCCUUUGGCUGUGGGAAAACUGUGAUUUCUCAGUCUCUGUCCAAAUACUCCAACAGCGAUGUUAUUGUCUAUGUUGGCUGUGGAGAACGAGGAAAUGAAAUGUCUGAAGUGUUGAGAGACUUCCCAGAGCUCACCAUGGAAGUUGAUGGCAAGAUAGAAAGCAUUAUGAAGAGAACUACUCUUGUAGCAAACACUUCCAACAUGCCUGUUGCUGCCAGGGAGGCUUCCAUCUAUACUGGGAUUACCUUAUCUGAGUACUUCCGUGAUAUGGGCUACCAUGUCAGCAUGAUGGCUGACUCCACAUCCCGAUGGGCUGAGGCCCUUCGGGAAAUUUCAGGGCGUCUUGCUGAAAUGCCAGCUGAUAGUGGUUAUCCAGCCUAUCUUGGUGCCCGCUUGGCCUCUUUUUAUGAAAGGGCUGGUAGAGUUAAGUGUCUUGGCAACCCUGAGAGAGAAGGGAGUGUCAGCAUUGUUGGGGCUGUAUCUCCUCCUGGUGGUGACUUCUCUGACCCAGUCACUUCGGCUACUCUGGGCAUUGUUCAGGUGUUCUGGGGCUUGGAUAAGAAGCUUGCUCAGCGUAAGCAUUUUCCGUCUGUGAACUGGCUCAUCAGCUACAGCAAAUACACACGUGCUCUGGAUGAGUAUUAUGACAAGCAGUUUCCAGAGUUUGUCCCCUUGAGGACUAAAGCAAAGGAAAUCUUGCAGGAAGAGGAGGAUCUUGCGGAGAUUGUACAGCUGGUGGGGAAGGCUUCCUUGGCAGAAACAGAUAAAAUCACAUUAGAAGUGGCCAAGCUCAUAAAAGACGACUUCCUACAGCAAAAUGGCUAUACACCGUAUGACAGGUUCUGCCCAUUUUAUAAGACUGUGGGGAUGCUGUCCAACAUGAUUGCGUUCUAUGAUAUGGCACGUCGAGCAGUUGAGACGACUGCCCAGAGUGACAAUAAGAUUACUUGGGCCAUUAUCAGAGAGAACAUGAAUGAGAUCCUCUACCGACUCACAUCUAUGAAAUUCAAGGACCCAGCGAAAGAUGGCGAGGCAAAGAUCAAAGCAGAUUAUGCACAGCUUUUUGAAGAUAUGCAGAAUGCAUUCCGCAGUCUAGAAGACUAGAGGGCAUUCUUCUGGGAGCGCCACCUGAUUGUGUUCCUUCUGGUUUUCCUGAUAAUAGAAGAUGUACAUUUUGUUGAAAAAGUAUCUUUAAUACAUUCCUGUUCAGUUUAGUAGCUCGAUGUGUGAAUGUGAACCUGUGCUUAAAGCUAUAAAGCAUAUUUCACAAUGGUUCCUGUAAUCUGAAGUGGCAGCCAUUAGAUUUGACCUCUCAGCGGACAGUUUCUCUCUUUUUGGAAGAGAACUAAGGGAGUCAAAGCAUACAUGGGAAGGAAAAAAUCAUGCUGAUGUAUUGAGAGAAUAAAAGAGUAGCUGAACCUGGUUUCUAAUUAUAUUUUAAGUAAUCAAGUUCUAACGCUUGAGAGAGAGGAUUUAUUUAUUGUAUUUUGAAGCUGCUCUUGCCACUAUUAGAACACAAACACUGUAGCUAAAAUUACUUUCCUCAUUUCUCCUUCAACCCACCCUCGUUUCAGCAAGAGUGCUAAAAAUCCCCAGAACUGCUGGACAAAGGUGUGUGCAAGAGGAACAGCAACUCUUCUGUCCAGAGGUUCAACUAGUUUUCUUUAAUUAUGGAUUUUAUUUGUUUUCAAGAUCAGGCAUUCUUACAACUGUCACAGAAAUAUGUCUUUCCCUUCUUCCUAAAACCUCCCAUGCUACAAGACAUCUGCUUAAGUAUUUUUAUUUUUUUCUCACGUGCAAAGUGCAUGACACUGUGGACCAGUCACCCAGACUUUUUUUCCUUGCAUUGUUUACAUUCUGGCACAAUCCAUACACUUAUUACAACAAAUGUGGGAGCUCAAAAUAUUUUGUUUGGCUCUUUGGUCAAAACAAAAGAAUUUCCACAAAAUUACUUUCAUUACUCUUUCAGUGAAAUAGCUGUUCUUAACUUUGUUGGAUAAGAGACUAUCUUUGCCUAAGGCUUUCAGUUUACAGAGCUUGCAACUCUGAUUUGAAGGACGUUCCUGCUGCUUCUCUGUCAAUGAUCCAGCUCAGCCUGCUUGGGUAGACAUAUUUUCUUACCUCGAAUCAGCGAACUAUUAUUUCUGGUUCCCAUAUGUAAUUCCAAUAAUAAAGAACGGAAACUUAUGACAAAAAAUAAUGGUGCCCUGACACAGCUCAAACUCCUUGCAUUAGAAGCAUCUUAGUCUUCUACAGUUACAGUUCGACUUCCAAGUUGUACUUUUCAAUACUGAACUGGAAUCAAGUAGGCAUGCCCCAGAUGUUUGCAUUGACUGUUUUUGCAAAACGGCUUCUACUGUGGAACUAGAUCAGUGUAGGCUUGGAGAACACAGAGAUAAUGUGAGACUUUUCUCUCAUUGCUUUCAAAUAAAUGGCAGUUAAUCAUUGAAACCACAUCUUAAUUUCUUACCAUUUCUGCAUUAAAAGUGUUAAUUAACUUAUUUGUGUUUCUGCAGAGUGGUGUACGAAUGAUUAGUGUGAAGCUUUCUCUUACUUAACUCCUUAUUGACUGUAUUGUAUCGUAUGUAUGUAGCAUUUCAUGUCUCCAAAACUACUAUUAACUGGCUUUCAGAGGCUGUGGGGCUUUUUACAAAAGAAGCCUAAUAACACAGCUAUUUAUUGUUUGGUAAAAUAACCUACCUGGAACUAGCAGUUGUUUCAUAUUUUGUCUCCUUGUGUUGUAUCUAUUUUCAGUGUUAGAAAAGCAGAUGUUCACUGUAUUGCUGCAAACUGAUUCAUGAAAAAGUAGAAGGAAUGAUUGAGGGAGAAGGAAAGGACACUGUUAGUACAUUAUAUUUGUUGUUAGAAAUUGUGUACAAUUGUUCAAAUCAAUGAAAAUAAAAAGGGUGAGAAUAUA
Anolis carolinensis (green anole) is the source of this 3842-nucleotide messenger RNA. RefSeq names its product ATPase H+ transporting V1 subunit A (gene atp6v1a). NCBI's taxonomy places the organism in Eukaryota, Metazoa, Chordata, Lepidosauria, Squamata, Anolidae. The coding region runs from base 176 to 2029 and encodes 617 amino acids. The transcript has 15 exons. The record is from RefSeq and is a predicted model, not a curated record. Gene Ontology annotation, cellular component: lysosomal membrane; proton-transporting V-type ATPase, V1 domain. Gene Ontology annotation, molecular function: ATP hydrolysis activity; proton-transporting ATPase activity, rotational mechanism; ATP binding. Gene Ontology annotation, biological process: ATP metabolic process; proton transmembrane transport.